Acytostelium subglobosum LB1 is the source of this 918-nucleotide messenger RNA. RefSeq lists its product as hypothetical. The record is from RefSeq and is a predicted model, not a curated record. The transcript is spliced from 2 exons. Gene Ontology annotation, cellular component: endoplasmic reticulum. NCBI's taxonomy places the organism in Eukaryota, Evosea, Eumycetozoa, Acytosteliales, Acytosteliaceae. The coding region runs from base 1 to 918 and encodes 305 amino acids. Gene Ontology annotation, molecular function: oxidoreductase activity.
AUGGUAUCACUUGGAGAUUUAUGUUGGGUUGCUGGCCUGAUUGUGGUCAUUAAGGGCCUCUAUCAUUUGCUGUCCUUUGUCUACGCAUUCACAAUUAGAGCACCAAUUAACGUCAAGAAGUAUGGUCAAUGGGCUGUUGUCACUGGUGCCACAGAUGGUAUUGGAAAGGCAUACUGCCAUGAGUUGGCUAAGCGUGGAAUGAACGUUUGUUUGGUCAGCAGAAGCAAGGAGAAGUUGACUCAGGAGGCUGCCGUCAUUGCUGAGAAGUUCAAGGUCCAGACAAAGACCAUCUCGUUCGACUUUGGCGUCUCGGACAAUGGCGCCUACACCGCCCUCUCUAACCAGUUGCGCGACAUUGAGGUCGGAAUGCUGGUCAACAACGUUGGCAUCUCAUACGACUACCCAAUGUACCUGGAGGAGCUGCCACAGGACCGCAUCGAGGCAUUGAUCAACCUGAACAUUCGCUCGCUCACCAUCCUCACCCAGCUCGUGCUCAAGGGCAUGCUGGAGCGCAAGCGUGGUGCCAUCAUCAACAUCUCCUCGAUCUCGGCCAUGGCUCCAAUGCCCCUGCUCGCCGUCUACGCAGGCACCAAGGCCUACGUCGAGCGCUUCUCCACCUCGCUCUACAACGAGUACAUCUCAAAGGGCAUUUUUGUCCAGUGCGUCGCCCCAGGCAUCGUCGUCAGCAACAUGUCCAAGGUGCGCAAGCCCUCAAUGAUGAUCCCAUUGCCCAACGCAUUCGCUCGCUCCGCUCUCAACACCGUUGGCUACGACAAGGUCACCGCUGGCUACUGGUCACACCAGAUCCAGACCUUUGUGCUCACCAACCUCCCAGAGUUCAUCGCUGUCAAGUCCGUCUUUGACAUGCAUGCCUCGCAGCGCAAGAGAGCAUUGGCCAAGCAACAAAAGGCACAAUAA